CUCCCCAGCCAACAACGCCGUUUCCCAUUGGCUCCGUCCUCUCAGCCAAUCACAGCCGGCACUGCGCCGCAAGGGCUGAUGGGGGUCGUAGUCCUCCCGGGGGGGUCGUGGCGGAGUUACCAUGGCAACGGCGCCCCUGCGGCCUUGUCGCCUCGGGGGCUGUCGGUUGUCCCCCAGGAUGUCGCGGCAGGCCACGAAGCCACUCUGAAAGGGCUCCAGGAGAGCUGGAGAGGGACUUGGGACAAGGGAUAGGGGGACAAGACACAGGGAGUGGAUUUGGGAUGGGAAAAGGGAGAUUUGGGCAGGAUUUUGGGAAGGAAUUCCUGCCUGGGAGGAAAUGCAACAGAAUCCCAGUCCUGGAAUGUCCAAGGAAAGGUGGGAGCAGCCUAGGAUGGUCCAAGAUGGGACUGGGUGGGAUUUCAGGUCUCUCCAAGCCAAGCAAUUCCAGUAUUUUCCUUUUUGGGAUCAAUCCCAGCCCCGUCCCAAGAGCAGGAGCAGCUCCGAGGUUUUUCCCUCCUGGUUUUGUGGCCUCAGGAAUGAGGGGAUGUGGCUCAACCCUCCCCAAGCCCAGAAUAUGGGAAAAUAAACCCAAAAAUCUGUGAAAGUAAACCCCAAAAUCUGUGAAAAUAAACCCAAAACCCAGCCCUGGUUUGGUGUCUGGCCUCCCGGGGUGGCACUGCCACACGUGUGACACAUUGGUGGCACUGCCACUCUCAUGGCACUGCCCGUGGCGCUGCCACACUCGCACCCUUUGCCACCCCACAAGCACCGCAGUGUCACCACCCCAUCCCAAAUUCCACCUCUGUCGCCAUCCCCUCCUGUCCCCAUCCCUUGUCCCUAUCCCCUUCCCUUAUCCCUGUCCCAUCCGUGUCCCCUCCUGUCCUUGCGGUGGCCCCCGGCUCUCAGUGGCCCCUCACGGUGUCCAUCAGCCCCUGUCCCUGUCCCCUCUCCUGUCCCUGUCCCCUCCUGUCCCCUCCUGUCCCCUCCUGUCCAUCAGCCGCGGUCCCGCCCCGCUCUCGGCUUUGGGCUUUGCCUUUUCCAUGGCGACCGCUCCAAGGACGAGCCCGGAGCGCCCCCGGAGCGGGCACGGGCGGCACUUCGGGGGGUUCGGGCAAUUUUGGGGAUUUUUGGGAAUUUUCGGGGGGGGCUGAAGGAAUUCCCUCCCUCCCCCCCCCCAAAAAACGCCUGGAAAAAAAUCGGGAUUUUCACCGCCCUGCUCCGCCUCUCCACCGGGAAUCCUGCGGAAUUCCAGGAUUUGCACCGGGAAUCCUGCGGAAUUCCAGGAUUUGCACCGGGAAUCCUGCGCAAUCCCAGGAUUUUUUCCUCACCCCGGAGCCCCCGGGCCAUCGAUGAGGCAUCACCAUGCUGACCAGCAUCACCGACGGCUUCCUCUGCUGCCUGCUGGGCAAGACCCCCAAUGCCGUGGGGCCUCUGGACAGCGUUGAGUCCAGCGAUGGCUUCACCUUCCUGGAGGUGAAACCCGGCCGGAUCCUCCGCAUCCACCACAGCGCUCCCGAGCGCCCGCGGUCCCCGCGGUCCCCGCAGUCCCCCGAGCGCGGCGCCGUGCGCUGCCAGCGCCGCAUCACGCUCUACCGCAACGGGCAGCUGCUGAUCGAGAACUUGGGCGAGGCCCAGGCCCCGCGGUGCCCGCUGCCCGAUGCCAACGGCGAGCCGGGAGCGCCGGACCCCGCCGGAACAGCGGCCAAGCGUCGCAAACGCAAGCCCAAGAGGGUGGUGACGGUGGACUGCAAGAAGCGCAUCACGAGCUGCAAGGGCACGCACGGGGACGUGGUGCUGUUCUUCAUCCACGGCGUUGGCGGCUCUUUGGACAUCUGGAAGGAGCAGCUGGAGUUCUUCUCCAAGCUGGGCUAUGAGGUGGUGGCGCCGGAUUUGGCGGGACACGGCUGCAGCUCGGCGCCGCCCGUGGCCGCUGCCUACACCUUCUACGCGCUGGCCGAGGACAUGAGGGCCGUGUUCAAGCGCUACGCCAAGAAAAGGAACAUCCUCAUCGGGCACUCCUACGGGGUGUCCUUCUGCACGUUCCUGGCUCACGAGUACCCCGAGCUGGUGCACAAGGUGAUCAUGAUCAACGGGGGCGGCCCCACAGCGCUGGAGCCCAGCCUGUGCUCCAUCUUCAACCUGCCGCCCUGUGUGCUGCACUGCCUGUCCCCCUGCCUGGCCUGGAGCUUCCUCAAGGCCGGCUUUGCCCGCCAAGGUGCCAAAGAGAAGCAGCUGCUGAAGGAGGGCAACGCCUUCAACGUCUCGUCCUUCGUGCUGCGUGCCACCAUGAGCGGGCAGUACUGGCCCGAGGGCGACGAGCUGUACCACGCCGAGCUGGCCGUGCCCGUGCUGCUGGUGCACGGCAUGCACGACAAGUUUGUGCCCAUCGAGGAGGACCAGAGGAUGGCAGAGAUCCUGCUGAUCGCCUUCCUGAAGGUGAUCGACGAGGGCAGCCACAUGGUGAUGCUGGAGUGCCCGGACACGGUGAACACGCUGCUGCACGAGUUCGUCCUCUGGGAGCCCGACACGCCCGCGGCCCGCGGCGACGGCGACACCGAGUGAGGGCCAGCGACACGCGGGGACAGCGGGCUCGGCCCAGCCGCCAGCCCGGUUUGUGCCGGGGGCGAGCGAGGAGCGACCCCGGGCUGGGAUGGCAGCGCCGGGAGAGGAGCGCGGCGAGUGCCCCGGGCCGGGGACAGCGGGGACACGGCACGGCCGGUCCCCAACCCCCUGGGACAGCGGGGACACGGCACGGCCGGUCCCCAACAGGACAACGGGGACACGGCACGGCCUGUCCCCAACCCCGGCAGGACAGCGGAGACAAGGCACAGCCGGUCCCCAACCCCGGAUAUGUCACACCUGGACACACCACACCUGGUCCCUGGACCCCACACAUGUCACAUUGAGUCCCCAAUCCCCAGGGACAGAGGGACACGCCACCCCCGGUCCCCACCCCCGGCACUGGAGCGGCUCCGUCCCGGUUUUUUGUCGCCGUCGUCGUCAUUCCUGCACGCAGCGACACCGGGGACACUGGGAGGACACGGAGGGUCCCCGCAGGGAUUUUUGGGGCGGUUUUCAGGAGAACCCAGAGGCUCCCCUGCGCUGGGAUUUUGGGGGCUCCUUGUGGGGUUGGGCAGCUCCUGCUGGGAUGAGGAGGAUGAUGAGGAUGAAGAUUCCCGGGAUCACGGUGUGUCCCCAGUGCCACCACGGCCACGUCCCCGCUGCCAGCAGCGCUGUUAGGGCGGAGCCCCUCGGGGACACCCCCGGGAUGGGCCGCGGGGAACAGCGGGACCCCCAUUCCCGGGAGCCGGGCACGACCGGAGGAGCCACCCGACGAUGUCCCCGGUGCCACCCGCAAUGCCAGGAGGCGCCACCUGUGCCCCCCUCCCCAAAAUUCCCGACAUUUAAACCAAAGAAGGCGCCGACCCUGCGGACACCUUGCCCUGUCCCUUGUCCCCACCCUGUCUCCUGCCCCACGCGGGGCUGGCACCGCACCGAGGGGCUCAGGGGACCCUGCACUGUUCCCAUCGAUGUCCCCAGGGUGUCCCCUGUGCCAGCCCUGCCCGCUGCUGUCUCAUAAUGAGAAUUUUACCCCAAAACCGCCACCAACGCCCCCAAAAUUGCCACGUGCCGCCCGUGGGGUCACAGCUCUGUGCCCUCCCGGGAGCCACUUUCCUGUCACGCUGCCACCGCCGUGUCUGUGUCACCCAGUAAAGCCGUGCUCAAUGCCAGCCCUGCCGGCUCCGUGCCGGGACACUCGCCGUCA
Passer domesticus (house sparrow) is the source of this 3766-nucleotide messenger RNA. RefSeq names its product abhydrolase domain containing 8 (gene ABHD8). Gene Ontology annotation, molecular function: catalytic activity. The transcript has 5 exons. The record is from RefSeq and is a predicted model, not a curated record. The coding region runs from base 1363 to 2562 and encodes 399 amino acids. NCBI's taxonomy places the organism in Eukaryota, Metazoa, Chordata, Aves, Passeriformes, Passeridae.